Molecule: messenger RNA, 255 nt
Organism: Paramecium tetraurelia
Lineage: Eukaryota; Ciliophora; Oligohymenophorea; Peniculida; Parameciidae
Exons: 2
Source: RefSeq, a predicted model, not a curated record
AUGUAAUAACCAUCUUAACUAUAAUAAUCCUCAUGGUCAAAUAAUGACGAAAAUGACUUAGAACAAAAUGCAGAUGGCAGCUAAAGCAAACAUUAAGAAGGAUCAAGAAAAAAGAAGAAGCAUGAUGAGCAUAAGCAAUUUGAAGAAAGAUUGAAAAAUAUUCCUGUUGGGUAAAAGCCUGAUCCAAAAGCAUAUCCAGAAGAAUGGAUUAACAAGUGGAGAUAACUGCUGCUAAAAUAACAAAAUAAGAAAUGA